Messenger RNA from Dacryopinax primogenitus, 2320 nucleotides. RefSeq lists its product as uncharacterized. The record is from RefSeq and is a predicted model, not a curated record. The transcript has 7 exons. NCBI's taxonomy places the organism in Eukaryota, Fungi, Basidiomycota, Dacrymycetes, Dacrymycetales, Dacrymycetaceae. The annotation marks the transcript as partial.
GAGAAGACAGAGGCGGAGAGGGUGAAAGAGGACGCUCUUGCACGCUCAGACGCCGUAUCUCCCGCCGUACAACCCUCACCUGCUACAGAGGCUCAACCCCAGUCUACACCUACCCCAACGGAACUUCCUCAAACACAAGCGCACGCAAGCCCUCUGACAACACAGAGCAACAUGCCCAUGUGGGUCAGCUUCUUCUCCGGAGGGCGGAACCUAGCACGACCAUUGAUCAAGCAGGGAGAGGGAAUGGAGGUCAUGAUGAUUCAUGAGGAGGCGACAGGUACGGGAGCUGGCGGGGGUGUGGGAGGUCCUGUUGGCACUGGUGCGGUAGGCGGUGCGGGUAGUGGGAGUGGGACGACAUCCAGUGUGACUGGGAGUGGGAUUGGUGGCAGUGGUGCUACUGCUCCGACAGCACAGGCUGAUGCCGGGACAUCUCCAAGACCCUCAUCGGCCCAUCCCCAACAUAUCAUGAACGCCCCCAAUUCUACCACUGCUAAGGAAGGAUCGAAGCGCAGUACUGCUCAAGAAGCUGCCAAAGCUGCCUGGACUGCCAAGGAAGCGGUAAGGGCGGCUCGGUGCGCGUCUAAGGAGCCUCUCAAGCCCGGUCCUGGGGAGAAAGAUGUGGGAAAAGAUGUCAAACCGAGCAGUCUGCCUAAGGAUACGCUCAAGACUACUCUGGUCGGUGGAAUGGGGAGUAAGCCAGGGAGGAUUAAAGCGGGCACAUCACCUGCUCCGACGCCUGAGCCUAAAGAUGUCCCUGGCCCUCCGCUCACUGUCAACCCCAAGCUUAAGAAGGCACUUGCGGACAGUAAGCGUGCUGUUUCUGUGACAGCCAAGAAGGACAAGGCCGAGCCUGCACCGCCUUUGCCGAACUUCCUCCUACCUACAUUCCAGGCCGCGGACGGGAAGCCGUUUGGCGCACUGAAGAAGACGAUGCGCUACGUGAACAAGUUCCUUGGCGCGCCGCCCAGUUACUGCCCAGUGCUGAUCGAUCCUGAGCUGGCGGAGUAUCAGCGCCGUCUGGAGAAGGGCAAGGGACGGGAAGGAGAAGAGGUACCAGUUCCCCUCUCGGCUAGCAGCAAAGCGAUGCAGGAAAAGUCCCAGGUAAAGCGAAUGAAGCUUGAGGGCAUGCCAGCGCUGAUGCCUCGCAGCUGGGCUGUCAUCGGCGUUGACCGGCUUGGUGAGAUGAGGGCUGUCAGGCGGGCUGUCAUCGUUGGUAUCCAUGGCUGGUUUCCCGGAGGGAUGUUGAGGAGUGUGCUGGGAGAGCCGACGGGGACGAGUGCAAAGUUCGCCCAGAUGCAGAGGGAUGCCUUGUUGGAUUCCCUUCGUAAGCUCUCAGAAGCACGCAUCAAGCUUGAUACACUCACAGAGAUUCCCCUCGAAGGGGAGAGAACAAUCGCACACAGGUUGGAGAAACUCUACUCGACACUCAAGUCUAACGAAAUGUGGAUGAACGACAUCCACCAAGCCGAUGUCAUCCUCUUCGCAUGCCAUUCUCAGGGAUCGAUCGUGACUUGCCAGAUCAUGGACCGGUUGCUCGAGGAAGGGCACAUCUAUACUGGUUACCCGGAGCAGACUGCGGGUGAGACGAUCGUAAAGCUUGAGACCCAAGGACCAGCCAUCCCGAGGAAGGUACAGCGAGUCGUUUGCCUCGCGCUGUGUGGAAUCCAUCUCGGCCCGCUCCUCUACCUCAAUACCAGCGUCCUCACACAGCCUUGGCUUCAUUAUGUGGAGACGGCUGCAGCGCGUGAGCUCUUCGAUUUUCAAGAUACGGUGAGCGACGUGUCGAAGCGAGUGCUCGACCAUGGCUGCAAGCUCAUCUACAUUGCUUCGCUCAACGACCAAGUUGUGCCCAUCUACUCUCGCGCGUUUGUGAACGCCUUAUAUCCGCUCAUCCUUCGCGGUCUGUACAUCGAUGGCGAUGCCUACAGUUCGACAGACUUCCUCACUAACCUCCUUGUCCUCUGCCUUCGCCUGCGAAAUGCGGGCCUCACCGAUGGAGGCCUUGUUGUCCACCUGUCCAAAGCGAUAGCUGGCUCGCCCAACGGCGUCGGCCACAGUUCUACCAACAACACUCCCGGACCGCUCCCUCCUCUCGAGCUGGAGCCUUUCUCUGCACGCGAGUCGUCUAAUGACUACGAAAUACCGUGGAUCCUGAACGAACUUGUCACUCACCCCGCCGCACAAGAAUGGUUCCUGUCUGAGAUUGAGGAGCUCCGUGCAGCGUUUGACGACUGGAAGCCAAAGACUGCAGCACUGAGGGAUAUCAGGAAGAAGCUAGAACCUCUCAAGCGGAAGGGACGGGGGACUCAAUCGGAUUGUU